Messenger RNA from Penaeus monodon (black tiger shrimp), 2448 nucleotides. RefSeq names its product guanine nucleotide-binding protein G(s) subunit alpha-like. Gene Ontology annotation, cellular component: heterotrimeric G-protein complex. The record is from RefSeq and is a predicted model, not a curated record. Gene Ontology annotation, biological process: adenylate cyclase-activating dopamine receptor signaling pathway; sensory perception of chemical stimulus. Lineage: Eukaryota; Metazoa; Arthropoda; Malacostraca; Decapoda; Penaeidae. Gene Ontology annotation, molecular function: G-protein beta/gamma-subunit complex binding; guanyl nucleotide binding; G protein-coupled receptor binding. The coding region runs from base 667 to 2073 and encodes 468 amino acids. The transcript is spliced from 12 exons.
GUUCCCUUCCUAACCCAAAAGUCUUUGACAAAUGUUUUGUUCCGAGGAUCUUGACCGUCUGCGCGGGUCGCUGGCAAGGAACAAUGGUUUGAGAUAACCUCUUCUUUAUCUCGCGACGAUAAAGCCUGUCGAGCGAUAGCGCGAAGACGGAACACGGCGGGUGGCGAGCGGCGCCGGAGACGCUGACAAAGCCCUGGGCUCAGAGGCUGUCGUGCAGACCUACGUGGGCCGCCUUCGCUCACAACGACUGCAACGCUCUGACCGCUUCCAGGCAACGGCACGACGGCGAACAGCGAGGAAGAAGAGGGAAGAGAUAGUCAUCUUAGAUUUGCAUUUAAUAUUUAACGUGUGUAUAAAAGGAACUAUUGCUACACUUUCCUGAUAUUAUGGAUUAAAAGGGUUGCUGUGUCAUCAGUAAGAGAAAGAAAAUAAUCAAGAAAGGCCUCUGUGGAUUCCAGAUAUUGUCGUAUAGUAGAUAGUGAAAGCGGUGUCCCAGUGAUUGAUUUCAGCUGAAGAAAAUUAAAGUACGAGACACCCCUGUUCCAAUAAAUCAACACAGGAAAGGAAAUACAGAAGAGGAACGUGACUUGCUCGCGCGGCAAGACCGUCUGUGAUUCCAAAAUUUCCGGCCAAAAUUUCAAGAUUGAUUGGCUACAAGACCCCACGAUGGUUCUCUGCGGCACGACUCCCGAGAGGAGAGCGAGUAAAGACCUGGAGAAGAAGAUAUCCUCGUGGAUGAAAGACUAUAAAAAGGCGAUAAAAAUAUUAUUAUUAGGGGCGGGGGAAUCGGGCAAAACCACCAUCAUUAAGCAGAUGAAGAUUCUGCACAUCAGCGGGUUUACUCCAGAUACGAAGACUCCCGCAGAGAGAAGCUGGAGAAGGCGCAGGACAUCAAGAGCAACGUCCUGGAGGCCAUCUCGACGCUGGCGAGGAACCUGGGGCAGCUGGGCAUCCCCCUUGGCUCGGAGGCGAACAGAGGACUCCUGGGAAUACAUCAGCGGCAUCGACCCGCAGGGAUUCACCUUCCCACAGGAAUUCUACGAACACACGGAGCGAUUAUGGCGAGACGCCGGCAUCCGCGAGGUGUACGCGCAGCAGCACAAGUUCCAGCUGAUUGACUGCUCCAAAUAUUUCUUGGACAAAGUCAGCGUCUUGAAGCAGCCGGACUACGUCCCCAGUGUGCAGGACAUCCUGCACAGCCGUCGCCGGACAACGAAUAUCCAGAAGAUUGAGUUCGAGGUGAAGAUUCCGCGCAAGUACGGCGGCGGAGGCUCGCUCACCUUCUGGAUGUUCGACGUCGGGGGCCAGAGGGGGGAGCGGAAGAAAUGGAUCCAGGUAUUUGACGGCAUCCAGACCGUGCUGUUCCUGGUGUCGGCGAGCUGCUUCGACCUGGUGGUGAGGGAGGACGAGGCCACCAACCGCCUGCAGGAGUCCAUCAAAAUCUUCCAAAAUGUCUGGGUCUCAAGAUUUUUGAAAGAUGCUGGAUUCAUCGUUUUCCUUAACAAACAAGACAUCCUUAAGGAUAAAGUAGUGAAUUCGAAGAAGCGCAUCGGCGAUUAUUUUCCAGACUAUGCAAAUUAUAAACUGGACAUGAAAGACCGAGAUCCAAAUGAGGACGAAGAGUACCAGAAAACGCGUUGCUUUAUCAGAGACAAGUUUUUAGUAAUGUCUCCACAGAUUUUUGAAAGAUGCUGGAUUCAUCGUUUUCUUAACAAACAAGACAUCCUUAAGGAUAAAGUAGUGAAUUCGAAGAAGCGCAUCGGCGAUUAUUUUCCAGACUAUGCAAAUUAUAAACUGGACAUGAAAGACCGAGAUCCAAAUGAGGACGAAGAGUACCAGAAAACGCGUUGCUUUAUCAGAGACAAGUUUUUAGAGAUCGCCAAGCAACAGGUGACGCGCGAAGCGAGGAAGCUGUCCCCGGGCUUUAGCGUGGCGGAGGAGGAGCGCGUGCGCGAGUGCUACUGGCACUUCACCACGGCCACCGACACCAACAACGUUAAGCUCGUGUUCGAGGACGUCCAUAACAUGAUUAUUAUGUGGAACCUGCAUGAAAUCGGGGUGAAGAUGGCCUAGGUCGGCCUUUGGCCCUCGGGAAACCCUCGCAAGGCUGUCCUUUGGAGGCGCUCUUCUGGCUUCGUCCCAUCCAGUCACUUGCCGUGCAUUAGCUUUUACAAAUGCUUCUUUAUUUAGUUCUUUACUGUGCAUAUAAAUAUAAUAUGUUAUUCAUACACUAUCAUUUUAUAAAAUCACUGAGGGACUAUAAUCUUCAUAUGUUUUCCUUUUGAAAUGGAGUUAUGAAUGAGUUAAUAUUUUUAUUUAUUAGUAGUGAGUUUUAAUGUCCAUGAUAAUCAAAUCUAAAUCAAAAGUAUAUAAAUAAAUAUAUGAAAUUUGUGAAAUUAACAUAGUAGUAAUACCUUACAAUGUCAUGCGCAAUAAACAUACAGAUCA